CUCAGAACCGGAAGGUCGGUUGUGUUGUUCUACUCUGUCUGCCACUGAGAGAAAUCAGAGGGGAGCGGUUUAUUACGUUUCAAACACAAUCGGUACGCUUUGUGACGCCUUUAUCCAAGUGAAGUUAUUUGGCAAACCCCUCCGCCCCAUCCCCAGUUGUUCUGCUUUCCUUGAAGAAGGAGAACAUUUCAGGGUACCAUUCUACUCGUGAGAAGUGUUACUCAUAAAAAAUACACAAGCAACUGGAUAAAAUAGCAACAAGGAUUGUGAGCACAGUGCUGCUACUGGAAGUGGAGAGAAAGAGGUUGUAUUCAUCAAGUGGAAUUCAAAUUGCUGUUCAGAUUCACAAAGCCAGAAGGCUCCAUCAAGAGCCCCGUAACAAUGACAACCCUGGAUGACAAACUGAUGGGGGAGAAGCUCCAGUACUACUACAGCAGCAGUGAGGAUGAGGGUAGUGACAGAGAGGAGGAAGGGGCUGAAGGGAGGAAGACCAUCCACAAUCCUGAGGUUCUUGAGAUGGAUUACAACCAGGAUGGGAGCGCUGUUAAUACUGGACCGAAAGGUGUCAUCAAUGACUGGCGUAAAUACAAACAGCUGGAGAACGAGCAGCGGCAGGAGCAGCGCUCGGAGAUGGAGCUGCUCAUCAAGAAGCUGUCUCUGACCUGCCGCUCACACCUGGACGACGAGCGUGAGAAGGACAAGGAGAAGGAGCUGCAAGAGAAAAUCAACGGGAAGGUGACCCUGCAAGAAUACAACCAGCUUCAAGCAGAAAACGACAACGAGGACUUUCUGCAGCAAUACAGAAAACAGAGAAUCGACGAAAUGAGAAGGCAGUUGUACAGCGGGAAGAGAUUCGAGCAGGUCUUUGAACUGGGGAGCGCAGAAGAGUUCUUGGACACUGUAGACAAAGAGGUGAAAGGCACGCUGGUGAUGAUUCAUAUCUAUGAAGACGAUAUCCCUGCCUGCGAGUCAAUGGCGGGCUGUAUGAUAUGUCUAGCCGCCGAGUACCCUCUUGUUAAAUUUUGCCGUGUCAAAAGUUGUGUGAUUGGUGCCAGUGCCAGAUUCACUGGGAAUGCCUUGCCUGCUCUGCUGGUCUACAAGGAAGGAGAUCUGAUUGGCAAUUUUGUGCGUCUCACAGAUCAGCUUGGAGAAGACUUCUUUGCAGUAGAUCUGGAGGCGCUAUUGCAAGAGUACGGCCUUCUGCCAGAUAAACAUGCAGUGAUCCCAACCUCUAUCCGGAAUGCCUCUAUCAUGUGUCACACACACAGCGAUGAAGACAGCGAUCUGGAAAUUGAUUAGCUUAAAACGGAAAUUCAAGUCUGUGAUAUAAAGCAACAAAUAUAUGAUUAAUUAUGAUCCUAAACAUGUUUGCAGGAACAUAAAAUCUGCAAUAAUGAUGUGCUAACACCUCAAUCAAGAUGUGUUUAUUUAUUUUUAUCUCUUCUUUUCUGUUUGUAAGUCAUUCCCUCUUUAUCGACCGAGUGGUCUUGAUCCCUGAGCUAAAGGUGUGUUUUCUUUGAAACGUUCAGCUUGUUGUUGACAUAGCUAGUGCCAUUUUAAUAUAUAAAUUUGAUUGCUCAUCAAAUAAAUUGGAUCCACAUAUGCUCCAAUUUGAGGGACUGUGAAAGCACAGUUUUAGACAACAUUAUGUGUUCAAGAUUUCAGCCAUCCUCUCAAACAAAAGAGAAACCCUCACCACGGCAACACAUAGUUUGCUUACCUUGGGCUGCACAAAUGUAGGGUAUGUCGUUUGCAUAACUGGAAAGAUUGGUUAGCAUUGUUUUACAUGCAGGUUGUGUUUUUUGUUGUCAGACGAAAUCUGGCAGUGGGGGGAUUUCUGAUUAUUGAUCAUACUGAACGAUACAUCAGUGAUUGGGAAUCAAUUAUUUAAGGUUGGUUUAGCAACUGCAAAAUCACCCUGUGUGUCAUCUAGACCAUUAAUUCAGUGUAUUCGUACAGGUGUUGCUAGAAACAGGUAGAUUAUGAAAGAAAGUGCUAAAACAUCGAGUUAGCAGUCGCAGCAUCUCAUUAGAGACUUGACACCUGAUUAUUUAUAAAGCAAUAAUCUAAUCCAGUCUUAAACUAUUGCAAUACCAAAUAUUCUGCUGUUAUUAAAUACCUUGAACUUUUAAUGUAAAUGUUUAUUAACAAGGGAACGAACUUUUGAGUACUUAUGUGGUUUUGGAAAGUACAUUUUCAGCCUGUCUUACUGUGCAAUUAUGAGAAUAAUUCAAAGAUAAUAACAUCUUGGUAUGAACCCCAUGCAAUAUGUACAGCAAAGCUACAAAUACAAGCCUGUGGGGGCACAGUUCAAACCUCUUGGCUGUGCAAUCAUAGUCCUCAUUGAGAGUUCCCCUGCAAAUGGUAAUAAUUGUUUUUUAAGAACUCUUUCAGUCCAUUGGUACUUAAACAGUACAGCAAUGGCCAAAUCACAGGAGCCUGUCCUGUUUGCAUGCCACUCCACUUCUAAUUAGAACUGGGAGGCUCUCGUAGUGGCAGUUGAUGUACAUGGCAUUGUGUUUGCUGAAGGUGCUCUUACAAUGCUGAGUGGAACUAUAGUAAAUGUAAAAACCAUCCAGAGGGACAGGUCCAGCUUCUUCACAAUCAGAUCAAUAAAAGAGCCUGUUUUUAAUAGCCCAAGUUGAUGCAUUCAACCACAGCUGCAUUAAGUGGAGAAUGGAAUUAACAAUGUGGUCUUGUGUGUGCUCCCAUGCUUGCAAUGCUAUUUCCUUAAAGGACUGCUAGUCAAGGUUUUAAAAUCCAUGUUCAAUGUGGGUAAUGCAGCUAUUUCAAGCAGCAUUCUAUAAAUGAGAAGUGGCUUGCUGGUGCCUAACCUGGACACAGCAGUUUAUCUGCAGUAUAGUAUUGUAUUUGCAUAGCCUGAAUUAACAUACAAAACUAAUGAAAAACCACAAUCAUCUAUUGUAGUCCCAUUGUUAACAGCCUUCCUCCUUGGUUUUGUGUUCCACAUGUAUAAUGUUUUGCUGUCUACACUGAUUGCUUCCCUCCCAUGCCACCUCAGCAGUUCAUACGCAGCACUGAUAAUUGGGAAUCCUCAACUAACCAGUCGUUUCUGGUUCAGCAAGCGAUUGGCAAUGACGAUAACCCAUUCCUUUUUCUAAUGUCAUUUUGAAUUCCGUGCUGGGAUUUUAAAACUCUGUUGUUUUCCUUUCAGCUUUUACACAAGGCAGAAUGACAUUCCUGUUAGGAUUUUGAUAAAAAAAAUAAUUUUGUUUGAUGACAGAAAUGACAUAAGCCACAAGCCAGAAUUAUUUUGUUUUCUUACAAUAGACACCUAUUGUGCUGUAGAUAUACUGAGCAAAGAAUGCAUGUUUUAGAAAAGGUUGCUAGUUGUAGAAAAUAGGUUGUCAACCUCAGUAGAGAGCUUUACUGUAACCUUGCAUGCUGUUGAGAUACAUUUAAGAGAAUACAGGAUGUACCUGAAUAGCAUAAAGUAAAAUAAACAUAACAUUCUAGCUCCUGUUUCACCCUAGUGUAUUGUAGGUUUAUGACUAUCCAGUCUAGUGUAUACGCAUGGCAUCCCCCUUGCAUAUAAGAGUAUGUUUUUAACCAACACAGAACAACCCCAAGCAAGGAUAUGCAAGACAUUUGAUUUCUCCUGUAAUGUAGCAUUACACCCUUGUCUGUUUUUAUAGCUACCCUGUACAAUGUUGGGUCUGAAUGAUGUGUUUAUUACAAGGUGCAUCUUGAUGUCAGUUUCUUCUUUGUGAUAAAAUGGAGGCUCUUGUGUACUUUACUGUACGUCUGAACUAACAUUUUAAACACCUUCAUGUGAACGCUUGUUACAGUACAAAUGGUAAUGACCAGUUAUUUAGCUUAUUUAUGUACUCCUGUCAAUGUUGUAUGAAGGGACAAGCAGUUCUUGGUUUUAUACCUUUUGUACAUUUUAAUGAUUCCUACUAAAUUGUGAGAACUGAAAUGAAAUAAAGCACAAAUAGAACCUCU
Messenger RNA from Acipenser ruthenus (sterlet), 3966 nucleotides. Its product is annotated as phosducin-like protein. Gene Ontology annotation, biological process: regulation of G protein-coupled receptor signaling pathway. The record is from RefSeq and is a predicted model, not a curated record. NCBI's taxonomy places the organism in Eukaryota, Metazoa, Chordata, Actinopteri, Acipenseriformes, Acipenseridae. Bases 382 to 1299 code for a protein of 305 amino acids. The transcript has 6 exons.